CACAUCAAGAUGGCAAAAUGGACAAGUGAUAGUACGCGUACAGCUCAAAAUCGACCAUGAUAACCAUGAGCGCUGAGUUUAAACAAUGGGAUCGCAUUCUUAGUCCUUAUUCCCCCACGAAGCCGGCUACGCAGGCAUGCAGUGGCCCCAUGAUAGAGUACUUAGAAUAGCCUCGGAAAAGACAAGAGAGGUACUAACUUCGAUUUGAAAAAAAUUCGCUCCGCAUAGCGAUAUAAAAAUUGCUUGCACUCAUAUGCGCAUUGAAUUCGCACUCCUGUGACUAUCGCUAGGAAGAGAGGAGCGACAGCAAAAGUUUCUCGCAUCAGAAAGGAUACUUACUAUAACAACAAAUUAACAAAAUCUUCAUAGAUUUAGUCAUUUUUCAAUAUUCGUGAUUUUUUCUUGUUUCUUUGUUGGAUUAACGCCAGUAUGAAUGCCACUCAAUUUUUAAUGAAUUUAAUUUUUAAGAAUGGAAUUAAUGGCGUGGUCGCAGAAUUUUUCUCCUCGCUUCGCUCGCGGAGAAGUCUCUUCUGAUGUCUUACCUCAGGGAUCGUCGUAACUGUUAAAGGCCUGGCCAUGUUCACUAUCAAAAAGAUACUUCUAUGAUAUUCAGUCAAAGCGGGCCUAGGUGCUUGACCAAAUCAAGCUGGAUGGUAUGCUAUUAGAGCUGGUGCAGAAAGUAAAAAGCAGUGCGACAGGUAGUCAAGCGCAUGAAAUUGUUAAAAACGAACUUUCUAAAAUUGCCGAAAAUUGACACUUUUACAGCACUGCCAGCACUUGUAUAGUAGAUUUGUAUAGUUUUGUUCUGUUUAAUAUCUUGUUUUUUAUCUGUUUGUUUUGUUUGUUUUUCUUAAUUUGGAAAAUUCCUAAACAAAAUCCUCAAAAACAUAUGUUCCUUAAAAAUCUCUUAAAAAUAUCCAAAAUGCCUUAGUCUAAGGAGAAAUCCUUGAAAGUGAGAGCCCAGAUGAAAACUUUCUUGCCCGAAAUCAGGUGGCCUCGCUUCCACACUAUUGUGUUGUUCCUCUAGCCAAAGAAUAGAGAUUACACUUGCUCCCCUACGAAGCCCGCUACGCGGGCUUGCCAGUGGUCCUACUGUAGAGCAUGCAGACUAGCCUCGGAAAAGACAAGAGGUGUAUUAACCUCGAAAACAUUAUAAUUAUUCAGCUCAUUGUUUGUACACAGUUUGUAUUUCUGGAUUCCUUUAAAAUUUCGAAGGAGCGAUACUGCUGUUUUUGCUGAUUAACGGUAAGUUUGUCCAGGCAGAGAAAUCGCUUGACCUUGUUUCUAAAAUGAAUUUGAAACUCAGGUUUUUUGGAACUGCCAUAAUUGCUUUGAUAGCAGUUGCUUUCUUGUACAAUAGCAUUGAUAAUGACUCAGUCUUUCGUGGAAAUUCCAAGGCCAUUGGUGGAGUCUUCUACAAGAUGCAGUUUAAAUAUAAAUCGCCGCUAAAACGAAAUCUCGGACCCAAAAUGUCCUCAGCGGUGGAUCCAGAAACAGGACACCUAUUAGAAGAAGAAAAAUCUGGCUUGUUUCAUUUGGUGACAACAUUUGUGCCAUUUGAUCACGAAGAUGUUAGAAAAGGUUUGUUAAUCAAAGGUUUAUCACCUACUGAUGAAGAAAUUAAGGCAAGGAUGGCUGAAGUGUUUGAGUGUCUCAAAAGAAACCUUGAAAACCAACUGGUAUCGCAUGUUCACGUUUUGGUCAGGCGAGAAUCGACCAUUAGACGGUUGAAAAUGCUAGAUUUCAAGUUUAUUCAUAAACUCGUAAUUCAUAACAAUUUCGCAUCACCGUCCAUCAAAGAUAACAUUGACUAUGCUGCAAAAUAUUUGAAAGGAAAGACUGUAAUGUUACUUCAUCAAGACAAUUUAUUAGGACCAGGCUUCGAAAAAGUCAAUCACACGGUCCUGAGAAAAAAAAAAUUGAUGUAUGCACUAACAAGGCAUCCUGCAAACUGCAGUGCAUCAUAUGCGUCCGAGCAUUGUGGAGAGGGUUAUCGUUACGUUGGAAGUCAUGACGUAUUUAUUUUUCACGUUAGAGGAGAAUUCGCUGAUGACAAACUGGCUGAACUAAAUGUCCCUCCAAAUACAUUUGGUAUGGAAAACGUUCUUUUGUGGAUCUUUAAAAAAAGACUGGCUUAUAAGGUGCUAAACCCCUGUAAAGUGCUUAAAGUUUAUCAUCAACAUUGCAUUCCGGUGAGGGAUAAUUGGAGGAAACGAAUUAACAGAAACGGCCUAAAUGGCGGAGCUUCGUUUACCGACAAACUUGAAUAAAUUUGACAUUGCUAGUGACUUUAUUGCUAUUGAAAUUGCUUUUUGUGUAGCAUUUUUUUAAAUAUGGUUCAGUUCUUAAAUAAACACAAUAUCAUCUUUGAACAUCAAUAUGGAUUUCAAAAAAUCAAAUCAACUACACUAGCAAUUGUGAAACUACAAUCACAACUAAUCUACAACAUUGAAAAUAAUUUUACAUCAUGCUGCACAUUUCUCGAUUUGUCCAAAGUAUUUGAUACAGUCAACUACAGUAUACUAUUGAGUAAGUUAGGGCACUAUGGAAUUAGGAGAGUAGAUCACACCUGGUUUAAAUUGCGAGAACUCUACAGAAUUGAAAAUUAAUUGUGGUGUCCCUCAAGGAAGCAUAUUAGACCCCUUCCUCUUCUUGCUUUAUAUUAAUGAUAUAUAUAGCUCCUCCGAAGUCCUUGAUUUUUGUCUCUUUGCUGGUGACACAAGUAUUUUAUUUGCUGAUAAAAGCCUAGAUACAAUUGAACAAACAGUCAAUUAUGAAUUGAAAAAUGUUUCUGAAUGGCUUCUAGCUAAUAAGUUAUCACUCAAUAUAGCUAAAUCAAAUUUUCUCAUAGUAA
Rhopilema esculentum is the source of this 2854-nucleotide messenger RNA. RefSeq lists its product as uncharacterized. NCBI's taxonomy places the organism in Eukaryota, Metazoa, Cnidaria, Scyphozoa, Rhizostomeae, Rhizostomatidae. The record is from RefSeq and is a predicted model, not a curated record.